Messenger RNA from Pochonia chlamydosporia 170, 861 nucleotides. Its product is annotated as fumarylacetoacetate hydrolase. NCBI's taxonomy places the organism in Eukaryota, Fungi, Ascomycota, Sordariomycetes, Hypocreales, Clavicipitaceae. The transcript has 4 exons. The record is from RefSeq and is a predicted model, not a curated record. Gene Ontology annotation, molecular function: catalytic activity. Bases 1 to 861 code for a protein of 286 amino acids.
AUGGCUCCCUGGACACAUCUCAUCCGCUUCAUCGCCGAAGAAGACGGCCAGAUCCAUCUCGGCCAAAUCAACCCCCAGGAACACCCAGACAUUGGCCUCUCAGCAUUCGAAGGCAAAAAGAUAGCCGCAAAGCUCAUCACAGGCUCCAUCUUCGACGGCCAAGUCAUCGAGAAGACACUGACAGUCUCGCGCCUCCUCGCCCCCGUGUCCAUUGAAGAUGUCCCCAUCAUUCGAUGCAUGGGCCUCAACUACCGCGACCAUGCGGCCGAGGCAAACAUGCCGAUUCCCGACGUCCCAGUGCUGUUCAUCAAGCCUCGCACAGCGCUGAAUGGACCGUAUCCAGCGAAGAUCAAUGUUCCUGCUUUGGCGCAGGAUGGAUCUAGUGACUAUGAGGCGGAGCUGUCGUUUGUGCUGAGUAGAUCUGGGCGGGAUAUUCCUGAGGAGGAUGCUAUGAGCUAUGUCUUGGGGUAUACGAGUAGUAAUGACGUUAGUGCGAGGACGCAGCAGUUUAAGAAUAGCCAAUGGUCUUUCUCGAAGGGUCUGGAUGGAUCUUGUCCCCUUGGUCCUGUUCUCGUUUCACCGUCUGCUAUUUCCGAUCCGCACAAGCUGCGCAUCAGGGCUAUUCACAAUGGAAACGUGGUGCAGGACUCUAAUACAAAGGAGAUGAUAUUCAGCAUCCCGCAGAUCAUCUCGUUCCUUUCACAGGGCACGACAUUGGAAAAGGGGACGGUGAUUAUGACGGGAACUGGGCCAGGGAUCGGGGCGAUGCGUAACCCUAAGGUUGUGCUGAAUCAUGGCGACGAUAUUAGAGUUGAGAUUGAGCAAAUUGGGACACUCGUCAACAAGGUGCAUUACGAGUAG